AUUUUUUCGUGCUGAGGUCGUCUAGAAGUUCACUUUGAUGGGGUCAGUCUCCAUCUUUCAUCCCUCCAUCAGCACGUUCGUCUUCUAUCCAUCGGCAAGGAAUCCUUCCACUCUUUCCGUUGUAUUUUAAUAUACACAUAAAACAAGUACCAUGAUGUCUCUUCGCACUCUCGCGCGCUUUGCGCCCCGCGCUUUGGCACGUGCUGCGACCACAUCCGCCCUCUCGCGCUGCCAGAGGACAAGCAGCAUCCUCAGCGCCCGCCCCUCCUCCUUCCUCCGCACUCAGCAAGUCUCUGCCUUCUCGACAUCAGUCUUCCGGAGAGCCAUUGCCGGCGAAGUGGACGAGGAGGUGUCGGCCAAGCUGGCCAGCGAGAUCGAGUUCGAGAACGACGUCAAGCAGAACGAGCCGCUGCCCGCCAGCAUUAAGGACUUUAUGGACAACAGCCCCUGGAAGAUAGAGGAUGUAGCAGGCAAGGAGGAUGUCAUUUUGACGCGCACAUUUGGCGACGAGAAGAUCACCGUCUCGUUUUCCAUCGCCGACCUGCAUAACUACGAGCCCGACAUGAUGGAGGAUGACCAGGCCAUGGAGGACGAGCUGGACGACAUUGAGACCGGCCGCAGCCCGCAAGAUCAGCGUGGCGGCGCCGCCGACCUCGCGAAUGAGGCCAACGAGGACCUCGAGGCCGGCGCCGACGAGGCCGCUGUCCCCGUGCGCCUCAACGUCGUCAUCGAGAAGCCCAACAAGGGCGCGCUCAACGUCGAGGCGCUCGCGCAGGACGGUGCCAUUGUCGUCGAGAACCUCUAUUACUACGCGGACCCCAAGCUGGCGCACAGCUCCGAUGCCAACGCCGUGCAUGCCGCCCAAGACACGUACCCCGGCCCGCCGUUCGGCAGCCUCGACGAGGACCUGCAGAUCCUGAUGGAGCGAUACCUCGAGGAGCGCGGCGUCACGCAGCAGCUGGCUCUAUUCGCGCCGGACUACAUGGACUACAAGGAGCAGAAGGAGUACGUGGCGUGGCUCCAGAAUGUCAAGGGCUUCAUCGAUGCCUAGGCGAGCAGAGUUGUGGGAGAAUGUGGAUGAGCGCUGUGCGAUAUGACUGUAUUACUUGCCACUCUACUGGAUGUCUGGAUGUAUGAUAGAUCCAAGGACAUGGAAGACAUGCUCUUGUCAAUGAAUAUAAACUUGUAAAACGU
Molecule: messenger RNA, 1194 nt
Organism: Parathielavia appendiculata
Lineage: Eukaryota; Fungi; Ascomycota; Sordariomycetes; Sordariales; Chaetomiaceae
Product: mitochondrial glycoprotein
Exons: 2
Coding region: 155-1051 (298 amino acids)
Biological process (GO): cytosolic ribosome assembly
Cellular component (GO): mitochondrial matrix
Source: RefSeq, a predicted model, not a curated record